AGGUGAAGGGCUUUCUUCCGGAUGGAGGCAAGUAGCUGGAAGUGAAGUCUAUGUGCCAUCACGGCGUCCGCGGAGGAGAAUCCAUUUUCUGGGUGGCGCAUUUGUCGGAGCUUCGCCCAGGCUAUUUUACGAGACCUUCCUGGAGACCAUGGGGGAUGAGUGCGAGGCCAUUGUCAUCGCCACUCCCUACACUUUGUCCUUCGAUUACGAUUCGAUGGCAGCACUUUCAGCUGCGUCGCUCGAGUCCGUUUCAAGGAGUUUAGCCGCAGACCUCCCGGAUUCUGUCGACCUUCCACUUGUUGCAGUCGGCCACUCAUGCGGCGCGUUGCUUCAUUCACUGCUUGCUGCUGAGGGAUCAUAUGAGGGCCAGGCUUGUGUGCUCAUGUCGUUCAACAACAAGCCGGUGAGCGACGCAAUCCCAGUGCCUUUGCCACCACGUCUUGAAGACUCCCGUCUUCGAGGGCUGGUGAGCCGCAACCUCGAGGCGGCUCUUGCCAACGGAAAUGUGGAGGAGACGCUGAAUGCAGCAAGGGCGUUGCUGCAGGUUGCUGGUGUCGAAGGAGACACAGAUCUGGCACGCAAAGCUGCUCCCGUUGUGUCGCAGUUUGGUCCACUGCUCGGGGGUGUUGUCGAAGGCGACCGAGACUUUUCUUUGUCCCGCUCCGAAGUGUCUGAGCGGGUGUCUUCCAUCUCCACGCGGACGCUGGUGGUCCGCUUUGCCAAUGACUUCACGGACGAGAGCGAGAGGCUAAAGGACAUCCUUCAAGAAGCCGGGCAGCAGGUUCAACUGCUACGAUUUCCCGGUGGGCACACGGCCCCGCUGGACAGCAGCGAUACUCGUCUUGCGAGACUUUGUGCCAACAUCGCUGCGUUUGCGGAUCAAGAGCCAGCAGGUCAGGAGGGCCAGAAAAGGAAUCUGUCCAGCCUGAAAGAUCGCUUCCUGCGCCUGUCUGCAGGGUGCAAUCGUGGAUUUUCGCCUCUGCCCGCGGAUCAGAGGGCCAACAUCUUGGAAUGCAUUGAAGAACUGGAAGCACUGAAUCCAGACGUCAAUGCAGGCACUCCGGUUGAAUGUGCAGAAGCUGUGUCAGCCAAGCUUGCCGGCAAGUGGCGACUGGUUUGGGCCACUUCUCCGGAUGUGCUACUGCUCUCGUCACUGCCACUGGCCGAGUGCGGGGAGAUCCGCCAGGACAUCAGUCUGGCACGGGCCAGAGACCUGGAGGGCGUGCAGAUCAAGGCGGUGAACUCCGUGGAGUUGUCCCCAAAAGGUGCUGGCCUAUUGGGAGCAGCUCUUCCGCAGGUGGCCAGGGCCGUCACUGUGGUCGCCAAGGUGCAAGCCAGUGGCAACGUCUUCGCGGAUGGCAGCUUCGGAAUCCAGUUUGAGGAUGCGAAGCUGGAGCCGCUGGCUGAAGGCUUCGAACUGCCAUCUCUGCCAUUGCUGCUGCCAUCGGUGGGGCUGUCGUCCAGCCUUGGGAGCAUCAAGCUUCUCACGACCUACCUGGACAAUGAGCUUCGCAUUGCAAGAUCAUCCCUUGGUGAUGUCUUCAUGUUUUCGAAAACAUUGUGACCAUGGUUCGUAGCCGCUGGAAGCCUUGAAUACUUGGACUGACCAAAGGCUUUAAGCUUUUGCCAAAGCUUUCACGGUGCGCUCACGGUUGUCAUCCCGACAA
This is a messenger RNA of Effrenium voratum, 1667 nucleotides long. Lineage: Eukaryota; Dinophyceae; Suessiales; Symbiodiniaceae. The record is from the annotation of a GenBank genome assembly.